This is a messenger RNA of Acyrthosiphon pisum (pea aphid), 4866 nucleotides long. RefSeq names its product chaoptin-like. NCBI's taxonomy places the organism in Eukaryota, Metazoa, Arthropoda, Insecta, Hemiptera, Aphididae. The record is from RefSeq and is a predicted model, not a curated record. Gene Ontology annotation, molecular function: protein binding. Gene Ontology annotation, cellular component: plasma membrane.
AUAGGCAGCCUGGUAGUAUGUAUAGUAAAUAUUUCUAUUUUUAAUAAUUACAGGUCAUCCGGCACAGUUCUUAGAGCCCUGGAUCUCAGCUAUAACCAAUUGGAUAAAGUGCCACUUAAAUCAUUUUCCAAUAUAAAAAAUUUGGAUUGGCUUAAUUUACACGGAAAUAACAUAGAGGUUGUGGAAACGCACUGGAAUCAUUUGCAAGAUACGCUACAACAUUUGUUUAUUGGAGAAAAUGAUUUAAUGUCAUUUCCAGAACAAUUUUCAAAACUCCGAACUUUAUCUACACUAAAUCUAGAUAAUAAUUUGAUCACGUCUAUUCCAUCUAAUAUUAGAACUCCUCCAACGCUUGAAACAUUAAGCAUAUCAAACAAUUUUCUACAAGAUUUUCCAUUGUCACUAUUAGAAACUGGAACUGCAUUAAACAGAUUAUACAUCCGAGACAAUUAUAUAGAAAAUAUGACAAAAAUAAUUCCAAAUAGAUUUGUUAAAUUAGAUGUAUUAGAUUUUGGCAUGAACCGAUUAGAGAGUUGGUCAGGUCGAAUGUUUGGUGGUCGCUCAGAAGUACGAAAUCUACACUUAGAUAUGAAUCGAUUAGAGUCACUGGAUGCUAAUGCAUUUGAUGGAUUGCGGUCUGUUCGGAUGUAUCUGUCAUACAACAAGUUAAAAAAUUUGAAUCACAAAACAUUUGAAGGCCUUGAAAGAAUACUAGAGUAUUUGGAUUUGGAACAUAAUAAUUUACGAAUAAUACCUACAGCAAUAAGAACAUAAAAUUUAAAAUUUUUGUAUUUAUCAUCAAAUGAUCUCAAUAAAUUAGAUUCAGCAGAUUUCACAGGCGUGUCAUCAAGCUUGAGGUCACUUUCACUAUCUGGAAAUCUCCUUACGGAAAUUCCAAGCCAUGCAUUGAUGAACUGCACUAAACUAUCACAUUUAAAUUUAGGAUAUAAUUUCAUUAGGGAAAUAAAAGAAAACGACUUUGGAGAAUGGGCCAGGCACCUUGAUACUUUACUACUGAUGAACAACAAGUUAAAAGAACUCAUCGGAAGACCUUUCAAGAACACGAAUUCUCUUCGGGAAUUAAGCUUAUCUUUUAAUAAUAUUCAUUACGUAGAUGCCGACGUAUUUUUAGAUUUAGCAACAUCAUUAGAAAGUUUAGAAAUUAGUUUCGGUGUUUACUACGACAACUUUCCAGUUAAAAUACUUAGACAUCUCAAGUCUUUGUUGUGGUUAGUACUUGAUAAUAACGAUAUUUCAUCUGUGCCAUUUGAUUCAUUGCAUUCGCUAGAUAGUCUUCAAUAUUUGAACUUGGAGUCUAAUAGAAUAUCUGUAUUGGCUCCUAGGACAUUUAGCUCACCUAACCAAACUGAUCUUCGUGAAGUAAGACUGAAUCAAAAUUAUUUAAUGUCCUUAGAACCAAACACGUUUUCCAAUCUACAGCAACUACAGACAAUUACUAUAUCUAGAAACAAAAUUAUUGAAGUAAUGUCACAUUCCUUUAAAGAACUUCCAAGACUACUCAAUAUUGACUUAUCAUAUAAUCAAAUUGAAUACAUUCAGCCAUCGGCAUUUGACAGUUUACCAAAUUUUAAACGUCUUGAUUUGCAAGGAAAUCAACUGAAGGAAUUGCGAAUGACGUCAUUUGUAAAUUGCACUAAUUCAAAAACGCCAUUGUCUUUAAACGUAUCCAACAAUUGUAUCGAAAGAACGCCUAUUGAUGAUUCAUUGACGCCCGUUCACAUAAAGAUUUUAGACCUUAGUCAUAAUAGUUUACAAGAUUUACCAUUUAAAUUGUUGUAUUUUAUAUCUAGCUCACUUAGAAACUUAUACUUAGAUCAUAAUCGGAUAACCAAAAUAUAUAACUCUGAGUUCAUAAAUUUAACGAACUUGGAAGUACUCUCAAUCACCGAAAAUGGUAUGACAUCAAUAGCGUCAAAAGCAUUUAGUAAUUUAACUUCUUUGCAAAUACUAUAUUUAUCUGGUAACAAGAUACAACAAUUAUCGUCCGAACAGUUUGCAACAUUACCAAAACUUAGAGUAUUAUCUUUAGCCCGGAAUCGGCUAAGCACAUUAAGUUGGGAUGUAUUAUCAGGAACGCCAUUAGAGUAUAUUGAUCUAUCCAAUAAUGAAUUACUCGCAGUGCCAGCUGGUGUAUUAUUGAAAACUGGUACAACUCUAAGACAUCUUUUAUUGGCUGGUAAUCGGAUAGAUCAUGUUGAUGGGACAACGUUUUUUGAUGUGCCCAGAUUAGCUAAUUUAAGUUUGGCAAAUAACAAAUUGACAAUAAUUCCAGACAACACUUUUGUUGGACUCACAAAUCUUAUUUCAUUAGAUUUGUCUUCAAAUACCCUAAGAGCAAAUUUCAAAGAACUUUUCCACUAUGUACAAAACGUUAGGCAUUUAAACCUGGAAGAUACGGGGCUAAUCGAAACGCCACCUUUACCACUUCCCAGUUUAAUUUCUCUUCGACUGUCAAAAAAUAAAUUAGAAAAAAUAUCCAGAUCUUCAAUGGAAAUGUUGACCCGGCUCAAGACAUUGUUCCUAAAUGACAAUAAAUUAAGUUCUUCUCCGUCACACGUUUGGUCAUUAUUACCAUCAUUGAAAACAUUGGAUCUAUCUUCAAAUCCUAUAAAAACAAUAACCAAAGCAAGUUUUUCGGGCUUGUCCCGUUUGCAGCAUUUACGAGUCCAACAACUCAAUUAUUUAGAUCGUUUUGAUGUGGGAUCACUAUCCAAGUUGUCCACGCUCCGGUCAUUAGCCACUGAUUGGCGACCCAACCUUGGACAAAUCGUAUGCGCUGCUGUUAAGUCAAUCCGCAGACUAUCGGUUCACGUGAAAGGUUCUAAAUUAAUGGGACCAAUAGUCGACACCUGCGGUCCCAAAUUAGAAUCCGUGGCCAUUACGGGAUCAAAGUUGCAAUUCAUUGACCGGCAGGUAUUCUCAGGUCUAGAGCGUGGGGUCGGUGAACGACUAACAAUCAGCAUACGGCACACUGCAAUUGAAGAUUUGCCUGCCGAUCUAUUGCUACCACUGGUUGGCGUACCAAAACUCGCAUUGGAUUUGACUGGUAACAAGCUUACAUCGUUCAAUCCACUGACCAUAUAUUCCAAUUACACCACAUGGGAAAACUCUGGGACAAAUAUAUUGAAAGGUGGUCUGUACCUGGACGACAACCCCCUGCAGUGCGACUGCGGGCUGCUCUGGCUGGGCCAGUGGCUGCGCCGGUGGCUCCGGGAGGCGGUGCAGGUGCACACCCUGGGCAUGGCCGAGACGCAGCUGGCCCAGUGGACGGCCCGGCGGGCCACGUGCGCCGACCCCAGGAACGGCGGGGCCCGGGUGCCCGUGGCCGACAUCUACCCGGAGGACCUGCGGUGCAAGGCGAGCGCGCUGAGCGGCAGCGGCACCGGCAACACGGCGGCCAAGACUUCGCAUCUGAUCGUCUGCCUGGCCCGUUCACUGGCAGUGUUCUACCUGGUCACCGUCUGGUGCAACGUUUACUGAACCAACGACAGGAGACGUCGUCGACCGUUCACCAACGCGUACUUACAUAAACUUUAUAAUAUUAUUGUGUCGCUGUGCUGUCGUAUAAAAUCGUGUUUUCGUUGUCAUGUACUGUCGUUGGUCAGAGUCAGUGACGUCCUCAGUGAGACGGCGGGGGCAAAAGGAAGGACUCUCGCGGUCAUUUUCGUUUUAUUUUAUCGUUCUACUCUUAUAGGUACUCUUUUCGACCAGCAAUAUGUAUAGUGUAUAUAUUAUAUCGAGUUCAAUCCUCCCCCACUCCUAGAAAUCGGACCGGGGACGCCACUGGCCCUGACUAUAUAUAUACACCCCCUCGGGACCCACUGCCAGUGAUGCGCGACUCGGAUUGAUGACAGUGCGUGUGGUAGGGCUGUGUGCGUAUGGUAGGUUCGGGUAAAUCAUUUUCUAAUCCAUUUUUAAGCGAUACCUUAUGUUUGCCUCACUUCUUCCCCCACCGCUGAAAGAUUACGCCUGUACCUAUAUAGUUGUGGGCGAGCGCUGUCAUUGAAAAAAAUAAAAUAUUAUCACUCUGUUUUAUUCUCAUCGUCGUUGGUCUGAGUGCAAACCUUGAUCGUUCCCGGCGGAUGAAGGGUUGACCACCCUCCCCAUUCACUUCACUUGCGCUCCCUGCACGUACGGGGUAAUGGCGUUGUAUUUGCAUACGAGCGUGACCCACCGCGAUCCUCUAAAAUGUGAGAUAUAUUUUCCUAAUCGAAACAUAUUUUCCCACAUUCACCUCCGACCAUUAACACACACACAUACCCAUGAGAAGUCACGUCGUCAUAUUCCUGAUCGUAUAAUGCUCGCACGGUCCACCCUCGACGAAUUUGGUCCGGACCAAGCCCUUGCUCUCCUACCCCAACCGGCGGAACCCCAUCACACUAUAUCGCCACACCAUGGCUAAAUUUUCAAGGUUUUCGUUUUGUUAACCGUCUGAUCGCAGGAUCGCAAAGAACCCUUCAUAAUGCAAGCAACGUCAUCGUCGUGACCAUGGUAGUCGCCUAGUGAAUUCGCGAAAUUAUCAUUAGGAUUUGUAUAUUGUUAUUUUUUAUUCGGUAAUAUUUCGUCUUCACAGGGAAAACGCACCGGACGUUUCGGAUGUAACAUGGUACCUACGGAUUUCCAGGUAUCAGAGCGUAUGUAUUCCGAACGGUUAGUUAUUAUUCCAUUAUUAUACCAUUAUCUAUACUUAUAAGAAUGUUUUAGGUACUAUGAAACCGACUAUCAUUGUUUAUUACGAUCGAAAUAAUAUUACAAGGUUUGCGAUAAUACAAUAUGUAGGUAUCAAUUAAUUUUGAUAAUCGCAGAUUUUUUUUAAUUUUAUGUACCAAAUAAAAAAAUUUGAAU